GUGAUACCAGUUUCAAACAUACGAAUUCAGUAAACUACAAAAGGGACAAAACGCUGGCGUUGCGGUGUCUGCUUGCAACGAGUCCCGACGGAUAAGAACUGGGCCGACCUCCUCUUGAUUGAAUUGAGUGAUCUGCAUUAUAUCACGCUAAUUUGUAGCUGAUAGAGAGAUGAGGUCUGCGCUGCUCAAGCCGAGCACUCGGCUGCAUGCUGGCGCUCGCCCAGUCCUGGGCGCCCGCUUGGGCGUUGCGCCGAAGCAUCAAAACAUUUUGGUGAUCGCUAAUGCUGCUCCUGCCGAGGGCGCGUCUGGCGUGGCCGUUGCCGAUUCCCCUGCUCAAGCCACACAUGAGCAUGCGCCCGUCGCCAGCGAGCCUGUUGCCAAUGGCGCGGCUCCAGAGGCAGGUGCCAAGAAUCAGCGCAAGAGUGGAAAGAAAGGCGAGCGGAAGAACGACAAACCCUCCGCUCGUCAGGUUAUUGAGGCGAGGCUGGAGUCGCUUCUCGCAGGAGAGGCUGUGGGCAUGUCCAUGGCUGCCACUACCUCGGACGUGGCUGUGGGUUUCCGCGGCCUGCGCCCCCUGUCCGACGAGCUCCGCCGCAAGCAGCAGACGCUGCUGUUCUUCCCCUCGACCGCCCUGCAGCAACAGAAGCAGCCACAGCAAGAGGAGGCGGCGCCAGCCGAUGCCGGCGCCGCUGCCGAUGCCGCUGCGCCGGAGGCGAACGGCGCGGCUGCUGAGGCUGGGUCGGACGCCGCAGCUGCCAGCCCCGCGCGGAACCUGGAGCUUGCGUUGGUUUCGGUGCCGCGGUUCCGCGCGCCCACAGCCGACGUGACGCUGCGUGUUGGCGCCAGGUCGGACGUGGGCACGAUGUCGCGUAUGCUCACGCGCGCGCUCAUCCAGUCGUCCGCAGUGGCCAUCCACGCCGCCGCCCGCCGCAACCUGUCCUCCUCCAAGCAGGUAGACCUGGCGUUCACGCUGGAGUACCUGCGUGUGCCAGCAACCACCGCCGGCCCCAAUGCCGCCGCCGCCGCGCCGGAGGCGGCCGCUGCCGUGCCGGAGGCCGCUGCCGCCGCUGCCGCCGCUGCCGAGCCGGCCCCGGCCGCUGCCGAGGCCCAGCCGGCUGAGGCGGGCAAGGAGGGCAAGGCGGAGGGCCCCAUGACCUCCAUCCUUCAGUUCAGCUUCUACAAGCGCGCGCUGCCCACACCCGAGGUGGUGGUGGCGGACUUCGCCGCUGUGCGCGCCGCCCGCCCGCUGACCCAGCUGCUGGUGUCGCUGCUCGCUGAGCGGCGCGAGGUGGAGCUGGUGCUGGCCAGCCGCGACGCCGUGUUCGCCAUGCAGGCCCUGGCGCGGGCGGUGCGCGAGUGCUGGGCCACCAACAAGGCCUCCGUGGGCGUGUUCCUCACCUCUCUGGAGACGGACGCCUCCGUGUCGGACGCCGACGCCGCCACGCCCACCGGCCUGGCCCCCGCCGGCCCCGGCACGCGCCCGUACACCGCCCGCCUGCAGCUGCGCCGCAUCCCCGGCGCGCCCAACCUGGUUGCGGCCAGUGGCGGCGGCCGGCAGCGACAGUCACUGCUGGGGGCGCCGCUGGGCGAUGUGAAGCGCGACACGCCCAUCACCGGGCUGGCCGCGGCCAUGAACCGCGAGCUGGACUCGGCCGGCGUCUACUCGGUGCUGCCGCAGGAGGGUGUGUGUGUGGCGCGUGCGCUGCUGGCGCUGUGGGAGGCCCAGCGCACUCGCGGCGCCGCCUACCGCGCCAACGCGCCCGCCGCCGCCGGCACCGCCUCCGACGCCUCAGACCCCGAGGCGCCGCCGGCGUCGUCGCUGCUGCAGAUCGCGAUUGUGCCAGAGACGCAGAUGGAGGGCGGCGCCGCGGCGCCGGCGGAGGCGCCCGGCACGCAGCAGGGCGGCGGCGGCGGCGAGAGCGACCAGGAGGGCGGCGAGGGCGGCGCGGCGGGCGCCCGCCGCCGCCGCGGUGCGGGCAUGCGCGCGACUGUGCUGCACAUGGUGGAGGUGACGCCCGUGCUGGCUAGCACUCUGCGCAUCAAGGACGGCGCCGUGGUGCCCAUCACCGGCGGGGAGCAGCUGGCGCAGCUGAGCAAGGCGGUGGUGCUGCGCAACCGCAUGUACGGCGGCCGCCGCGACGCCACGGCUCUGGUGAUGACGCCCCUGCUUGACGACGCCGGCGCACUGGCCGUCAAGAUGCAGUACGUGCCCGCCGCCCGCAUCGCCGACCUGCCGCCGCCGCCGCCGCCGCGCGGCACCGCCGCCUCCGAGGGCGCCACCGAGGAGGAGGCCCUGGUCACCGCCGGCGGCGAGGCCGGCGCCGGCGCCGUAGGCAGCGGCAUCGCCGCCACCCGACCCAGCAGCACCGGCAGCAUCGCCGCCGCCGCCGCGGCGGCCGCUGCCGCGCGGUUCUUCUCCGACCCCUCGCCGCCGGCGGCGGACGCGUUUGCUGCUGGCUACAUGACUGAUGAUGAGUACGGCAUCGGCGCUGAGGGAGGCGCCUUCAUCCCCGGGCCGAUGGCGCUGGCUGAGGAGGAGGCGGCGAAGCCCGCCAAGGCCGAGGCCACGCCGGCCAAAGCCGAGGCGAAGCCGUCUGUGCCUGCGGCGGCGGCUGGCGGCGCUGACUCGGACAAGCCCAAGAGCCCCUGGGUGCUGUACGUGAGCGCGCGCACCGCCAGCCUCAACCUGGCCAUGUCCAUUGUCGCCGAGACGUGCAAGCCCUGGGACCGGCUGUCUCCCGCCUGGUUGCGUGUGCCCUGCAAGCAGGACAUCCUGGCCACGGCCGGUCUGGCGGUGGCCAUGGCGCAGGCGCAGGUGCAGGAGCGCGCCGACGUGACGCUGCAGGUUGUGCCUGUGCUGGAGCGCCGCCGCGAUGAGCGCGGCCGCCCUGGCAACUACCUCACCUGGCGCCUCAUCAAGGCCGGGCCAGGCGCCGAGCCCGGCGCCGCGGCUGCCGCCGCGGCGGCACGCGCCAGUAAGGGCGCCGCCCGCAAGUCCGGCGGCCGCGCCGCCAACUCCAACCGCAACGGCGCCGCCGCUGCCGGAGACAAGGACGUGCCCGUGGGUCCCUCGCCCGCCGCGAUGGCGGCGGCCGCCGCCGCCGCAGCCAAGGCGCUCGCGGAUAACGACAAGAUUGCCAAGGGCCGGCUCUGGUAAAUUGAUGCGGCGAUGAAUGUUGCUUGGCUGACGGGCUGCAGAGCCGUUAGUAUGGGUGAUCAGGCGGUGGCUGCGUUGUGUUGGUGUGGAAACGGGGGUUGAGCCAUUGAGCCCCCGGGAUUGGGUUGUGGGCUUCGGGGCUCAGAAGAAGACGUAGGCAACAGACAGUACAUUACAUAAGCGUCGGGAUGGCUUGCACUGGCAACUUGGAUGCAUGGGAGCAUGCUUGCAAGUUCCGGGUUUAGCCCUGAGAGAGACAAGAUAAGAUGGGUUACACCGUUACGAGUGGAGGCCGCCUAGCUGCCUCGUAAUUUUGCUGUAUCGACGCCGUAUGCAUGAAUUCUAUUGCUGCACUGGUGCGCGCACAGACAUCGGGCAUGAUGCAGUUUUGGUGGGUGGCGCUUAUAGAGCAGCAAAUACAGCAGGGUGACGUCAGGACAAAAAGCGUGGUAGGCGGCGGUGUGCGUACGGCACAUCUGCAAACUGCUGUCUGUUGAUGACUCGCACGAUUCAAAGCAUCGGCUUCCCAGGUUUUGACCGCGCAUGAACCUCGUAACAUUCAUGUGUAAGCCUGCGUGUCU
Molecule: messenger RNA, 3738 nt
Organism: Chlamydomonas reinhardtii
Lineage: Eukaryota; Viridiplantae; Chlorophyta; Chlorophyceae; Chlamydomonadales; Chlamydomonadaceae
Exons: 12
Coding region: 170-3157 (995 amino acids)
Source: RefSeq, a predicted model, not a curated record